AUGGAUGUCAAGAAUGUCUUUCUUAAUGGAACCCUUUCUGAAGAAGUUUAUAUGAAGCCACCACCUGGUACUUCUCCUCCUCCUAACAAAACACCCCAUGGUAUUGUUCUUCUUCUUCUCUAUGUUGAUGAUAUGAUUAUUACUGGUAAUGAUCUACAGGCCAUAUCCGACCUUCAACACUAUCUUGGUCAACAUUUUGAGAUGAAAGACCUUGGAUCUCUCAACUACUUUCUUGGUCUUGAAGUCUCUCGGCGCUCGGAUGGUGAUUUGUUGUCUCAAGCAAAGUAUGCCUCUGAUCUUUUAGCUCGCUCAGGCAUCAUCGACUCCAACACAUCUUCAACACCAUUAGAUCCCAAUACCCAUCUAACCCCUUUUGAUAGUGUUCCUCUUGAAGAUGUAAGCUUAUAUCGACAACUUGUUGGCAGUCUCAUCUAUCUAACAGUAACUCGUUCAGACAUUGCAUAUGCCAUUCCCAUUGUUAGUCAAUUUAUGGCUGCUCCGAGAACCAUCCAUUUUACUGUUGAUCUACGCAUCCUUUGCUAUGUCAAGAAAACUUUGGGACAUGGUCUUCAGUUUUCUUCUCAAUCUUCUCCUGUGUUGUCUGGCUAUUCUGAUGCAGAUUGGGCUGGAGACCCCACUGAUCGACGAUCUACCACAGGUUACUGUUUCUACUUAAGCGAUUCUCUCAUUUCAUGGCGUAGUAAGAAACAAAGUGUUGUCUCUCGUUCCAGUACUGAAUCAGAAUAUCGUGCUCUUGAUGAUGCUACCGCAGAACUUCUAUGGCUUCGUUGGCUUCUUGCUGAUAUGGGUGCCCCUCAACAGGGUCCACUCUCCUUCAUUGUGACAAUCGUAGUGCUAUUCAGAUUGCUCACAAUGAUGUCUUUCAUGAACGUAUAA
This is a messenger RNA of Cucumis sativus (cucumber), 897 nucleotides long. RefSeq lists its product as uncharacterized. The record is from RefSeq and is a predicted model, not a curated record. The coding region runs from base 1 to 897 and encodes 298 amino acids. NCBI's taxonomy places the organism in Eukaryota, Viridiplantae, Streptophyta, Magnoliopsida, Cucurbitales, Cucurbitaceae. The transcript has 2 exons.